Suillus plorans is the source of this 864-nucleotide messenger RNA. Its product is annotated as phosphoprotein phosphatase. Gene Ontology annotation, cellular component: nucleus; mRNA cleavage and polyadenylation specificity factor complex. The record is from RefSeq and is a predicted model, not a curated record. Bases 1 to 864 code for a protein of 287 amino acids. Lineage: Eukaryota; Fungi; Basidiomycota; Agaricomycetes; Boletales; Suillaceae. Gene Ontology annotation, molecular function: RNA polymerase II CTD heptapeptide repeat phosphatase activity. The transcript has 6 exons. Gene Ontology annotation, biological process: termination of RNA polymerase II transcription.
AUGGACCCACGUCGAGCUCGCGAUCCGCGCUUGGCACGCGUGGACCCGCGUUUGCAGCGAGGACCAUCUGCUUUGCCUACUCCCUCGCCCCAACAACAAAGUGGGUCACUACAAGGCGCGACACAAUGGACUGCAAACGGAGCAUAUAUGGCUUCACAGUCCAUGGUUCCCAAUGUUCUCGUGCAGCAAGUUGAUACAGCUUCCGAGAACGCCAUCGCUGGCCCCUCGGCAAACAAUGCAGGAUCUUCUGCAUACAAACCCAGACCACUUUUUUGCGUCGUGUGUGCAAGUAAUCAAAACCGUUCCAUGGAAGGUCAUCAUGUCUUGCAGAAGGCCGGGUACCGAGUGAUUUCUUACGGAACGGGCUCUGCCGUGCGCCUACCUGGACCAUCAAUAGACAAGCCUAAUAUUUAUUCGUUUGGUACACCAUAUAACUCAAUAUACGAAGAACUCAAUGCGAAAGACCCGAAAUUGCAAGUCCGCUGUAUCGCCUUAUGGCUCGAGUACACCGCAAAUGGACUUCUGCAGAUGCUUGAUCGUAAUAGGCGGAUAAAGCUAGCUCCAGAACGGUGGCAGGAUAGCAAGACAGUUGCAGACGUAGUUAUUACAUGUGAAGAACGUUGCUUUGAUGCUGUUUGUGAUGACCUGCUCAGUCGCGGUGGCGAUUUCAAUAAGCCCGUUCAUAUCAUCAAUAUCGAGAUCAGAGAUAACCAUGAGGAAGCGCUCAUUGCUGGAAAGGCGAUGCUGGAUUUGGCCGCUGCAAUCGAAAUCUCCCAGGAUAUCGACGAAGAUAUCGAUAGGAUACUGCAGGUGCAACAGGAGCGCCACCCCCACAGUCUUUUACACGCUAUAGCUUUUUACUAG